GAUUAGUUCCCGUUAAUGGGCCGCGCCGUCAAGCCGCGAGAGAGAUUUCCCGAGAAUGGGCGCGGUUUGUCAAAUGGAGAAAGCAGUGUCACACAGUGCCACGUCGAACAAGGCGGAGGGACCUUCGGUUGACUUGUGUCAAGACUGUAGGAUGGUACGCCGGGUGUAGAUUUUUCUGGUUGCCACGUGGGGGGAUAUAUUUUGAGAUGUAGUUCGGUAUUAAUUGACGUGUCUCGCACAAAAGAAGAGCCUUUUGAGUCGACUGCUGAUGUGUGACUUGGUGCCGUCUUGUCAUCGGGAGUUGUCAUAAAUAGAACGGCAUGGCCAUGCUGAAGUGGAACGAACUCCACGAGCAAUAUCCAUCUUCCGAAAGUUUUUUGCGUAGGAAAGGCUGCAACGUUUCAUCCUUCCAUUGCGUCUGUUAUUGGAAUAUGUUACUUGCCGUCAGCUGUGUGUCGCCAUGGAAAGUGAAGUUUCGCCAUAGAUCGUUCCUCAUCAGCCUCCAGGCUUCUAGAAACAAUGUGCGGAAUCCGCGGCACGGCCAGACGCAUUUCUGCCGCCAUACAUGCUCGGUCUGUCUCGCUUCAGAUCCCGGUAUCACCUCGGAGGAAGACGCAGCUGCGGACUUCUCAAGGAAGCCAGCCUCCACAGUCGUAUGCAAGAUUCUGCUGCUCAACAUCGGGGCUCCGGAAUCGAACAUCCUGUGUCGGACAAGCAAGCUAACGGCAUGUAGAUCGUUUCGGUCCGUUAUUAAGCGUCCUUGCAUGGCUCUUGUGGAAUUCUGGAGUCUUUUCAGAGUCCGAGCCAAAAGGUGUCUCAUGUGUAAGGCAAUCCGCACCGGAUAGAUUCCGGAGUGCUUUGCCCACCUGCGCACCCGCGUCCGACGGCACGUCUAUGUCUAUUUCGAGAGUAGCCUUGUUGCGUGGAUAUCUUCCUCUCCUCAGGAGCACUCCGUUAGGAUAUCAUCCAAUCCA
Messenger RNA from Colletotrichum phormii, 974 nucleotides. RefSeq lists its product as uncharacterized. The record is from RefSeq and is a predicted model, not a curated record. Bases 321 to 845 code for a protein of 174 amino acids. Lineage: Eukaryota; Fungi; Ascomycota; Sordariomycetes; Glomerellales; Glomerellaceae. The transcript has a single exon.